Messenger RNA from Setaria italica (foxtail millet), 2778 nucleotides. RefSeq lists its product as uncharacterized. The transcript has a single exon. The record is from RefSeq and is a predicted model, not a curated record. The coding region runs from base 1 to 2778 and encodes 925 amino acids. Lineage: Eukaryota; Viridiplantae; Streptophyta; Magnoliopsida; Poales; Poaceae. Gene Ontology annotation, cellular component: intracellular membrane-bounded organelle.
AUGGUGCCACGGCGAGGGGCUCGUACUGCCUUCAACGUCAGCGGGAUCCUUAGCUUCACCAUCAGCCGCAACUGCUGCUGCUCGUCCAUGGAACCUCGCACAUCGCCGGAGUUCGAGCUCCGGCCUGGGGUCUCCAGGCUCCAUGUUCUGCUCCAAGGUGUGUAUACCGAGACGAAGUCGUCAGGGAGCGGUGAUGACGGCGGCGGCGAGAGGGUGCUGUGUAUGGUCGGGGACGCUGUCCUCCCCGUGCGCGGCAGCAACAGCACGGACCCUUGGGACUGGGCCAAGAACCAUGGCCGCGACGGCAAAUUGAAGCCGCCGGUCGUGGCCGACGGCAACAUCCUGCUCGUGCUACGGUACCCGAAGGCGGCCACGCUGACAACUCGCGCCGUGCGCGGCGAGAUGACGAGCACGAGCGCCAAGUCCGAUGCUGCCUACUUCGACACCGUCCGCCUGGUGUCACAGCUCGGCGGCGGGUACGACUCCGGCUACCAAUUCCAGCCAGAAGAUGCGGAGCUUGAUGCCGUCGUCGCUGGGUGCAGCAACGACCCAAUCUUCCAUGACGGCGACGACGCCACGGAGCACCUGAACAGGGGCGCCUCUCCUUGCGACAUCAUCUACCAAUCCGCUCCCGGUCACCAGGUGAUGGAAGUAAUCCCAAACUGGAACUGCGAGGGGACCGACGCGUUCUGCAGCCGGGUCGGGCCGUUCGGGACCAGCCGCCCCACCACGAGGAGUAUGCAGGACAUGGCGUUCACCCGUUCUGGCAUCGCGGUGCAGGGCCUCCAGUGCGAGCCGACGUCCAGCAUCGACGGCACGGCCGCCGCGAGGGUGGCGGCCCUGUUCCGCUACGUACCCCCAUGGGAGCAUCAGUCCAUGGCGGUCGAGCGGACCGGCCUGAGCGCCAUGACCCUGUCGGCCGAGGGCGUGUGGACCGCGUCCACCGGGCGGGUCUGCAUGGUGGCCUGCCUCGGCGGUGCUAAGGAGGCAUGCCACUACCGCGUGACCCUAUCCGUCCGGAAGACGUUCUCGAUGGCUCGCCGCGGCAAUAAUAUCGGCCAGAUAGCCGCCAUGGAUGGGAGCCACGCUCCGCUCUUGUUCCAGCAGCGCGUGAGACCCAGAGAGCAAUGGUUUGGCUCCGGGGAGACGCCGCGCAAGUCGUACAUUUACACCAAGGUCGAGCAGGCUCGGGAGCUCCUACGGGUCGUCAAACCAACUGGAUUUCGCGACACCAACAUUGCCAAGUUACUGCUCAGCUAUCCAAACCUCGCCGGCGCUGCCCAUGACUUGGUGAGCCUCUCCAACCUCGCCGGCGAUCUUAAUCUCUUAUUUCGAUGCGUGGUGAAGCCACCUUUCGUGCCGGGAUGGAUCGAGGAGCCGCUCUUCGAGCUCCAGAUACUCUCUGUUGGCACCCUCGUCGGAACCUAUUCUCCAAAAUUUCAGCAGCAAUUUCAAGGUGGUGGGUUCAGUAUGCGGAUGGAACAGCUUGGUAGAGUCAGAGUCCACUCCGUGGAGAAGCAGCAGAUACUGAAUGUGUCUGCAGAGUUCACGGCAUCCAGGAACAAUUUCCUCAGUCCAAGUUCGGUGAUGUCGUUGGAGGGCGUGUACAGCCCGGAGGAUGGGCGAAUGUACCUGAUCGGCUGCCGGAACGUCCAUGCCCCAUGGCGAGCCCUGUCGAAGAGAAGCGACCUUGAAGACGGGAUGGACUGUUCCAUAGAGGUGACAGUGGAGUACCCGCCGACGACGACGCGGUGGCUUGUCAGCCGGGCGGCGAAGGUCUCCAUCGCCAGCGUGAGGGACGAGGACGACCCGUUGCACUUCAACAGGACGGAGCUCCACACGCUGCUCGUCACCUACCGCGAGCAGCGGCGGGACGAGCUGACAGAGGCGACGGUCGAGGGGCUCCUCUGCGUCACCAUGCUGUCGGCCACCAUCGCCGCCACCAUCAGCCAGCUGCGCUAUGUCAAAUCUCACGCCGACGUCGCGCCGUACAUCUCCCUCGUGAUGCUCGGCGCCCAGGCCCUCGGCUACAGCGCGGCGCUGGUCACGGAUGCCAAGAUGCUGCCUGCGUGGCCGACGUCGAGGUACAAGCCCUAUGGUGACCGUAUGGGCUGGGACAUGGACUGCUCCGUCAAGGCGCUCACCCUCGCGGCGCUUCUCCUCACGGCGCGGCUCGCCCAGAAGGUGUGGCGAUCGAGGGCCCGGGCGCGGGCGCGGUCACCGCUCGAACCUGGGCGCGUCCCGGGCGACGGCGCGGUGUUCCUGUGCAGCUGCGGCGUGCACUUGGCCGGCCUCUUCUUCGUCCUCGCCGUGCACUGGCUGAGCACCUAUGGCACGUCAACGGCUCAGCUGACACCCAGCAGGGUGAUCUACGGCGAAGCGCAAGGGAUGCCGUCGUCGCACACGCGCACGCGGGCCGCCAUCGUCGAGCGGCACGUCGGCGUCGUGAAGGAGUGGUUCUUGCUCGCGCAGGUCAUCGGCAACGCCCUCUGGCGCGUCAACUGCAAGCCUCUCGCGGAGAGGUACUACGCCGGAGUCACCGCCGUGUGGCUGCUGCCACAUGUCUACGGCUACCUCCGGCCGCCGGUGGUCAACACUUUCUACGAGUCCGAGGCUCACGACGAUGUCAUGGACUUCUACUCAAAGGCCAGCGCCGUGGUGGUUCCCGUCGUUGGCUUCGUGCUCGCUCUCGUUGUUUAUGUGCAGCAGCGCUGGAACUACAAGAUCGUCGGCUGGGCAAUGAGGACGGAGAAGAAUAAGCUGCAGCAUACCUACUGA